CUAGAUAUGGGUAGAAUUUAUCCACACAAAGCAAGUUACAUGCUUCAGAACAGAGAAAAGAAAAUUAUCAAUGGAGGUGAAGGAAAUGCUCUUCAUGAACAAAGGAGAUGGAGAAAAUAGCUAUGUUAAGACUUCAGGAUACACGCAAAAAGUGGCAGCUGUAACCCAGCCAGUAGUUUACAGGGCAGCUCAAUCUCUCUUCACAGGGAGGAAUUCUUGCUCAUACCAAGUCCUAAACGUGGCUGACUUGGGGUGUUCUUCAGGUCCAAACACUUUCACUGUGAUGUCAACAGUGAUAGAGAGCACAAGGGACAAAUGCAGUGAAUUGAACUGGCAGAUGCCAGAAAUCCAGUUCUACUUGAAUGAUUUAGUAGGGAAUGAUUUCAACACACUGUUCAAAGGGUUAUCUGUCAUUCAAGAUAAAUAUAAGAAUGUUUCAUGCUUUGCUAUGGGUGCCCCUGGUUCCUUUCACGGCCGGCUUUUCCCUCAGAACUCCAUGCAUCUCAUCCAUUCCUCUUAUGGUGUACAAUGGCUCUCUAAGGUACCCAAAAUGACAAGUGAAGGAGGGUUAUCACCACCAAACAAAGGGAAGAUCUACAUAUCGAAAACCAGUCCUCCUGCAGUGUGGAAGGCAUACCUUUCUCAGUUUCAGGAAGACUUCCUUUCAUUCUUGAGAUGUCGAUCUCCCGAGCUGGUACCUGAUGGCCGCAUGGUCUUGAUAAUUCAUGGAAGGAAAUCCGCAGAUCCCACAACCAGAGAGAGCUGCUACACAUGGGAAGUUCUAGCUGAUGCCAUCUCCUACCAGGUUUCACAGGGACUGAUUGAUGAAGAGAAACUAAACUCCUUCAAUGUACCAUACUAUAUUCCCUCCCAGGAAGAAGUUCGGGAUUUAGUGAACAAGGAGGGUUCUUUCUUAACUGAGUUUGUAGACACAAUUGAAGUUGAACUUGAAGGUAUAUGGACGGAACCGGAAAAUAGAGCUAAAAACUUGAGAUCCUUCACAGAGCCCAUGAUUUCUCACCAGUUUGGAGAAGAGGUAAUGGACAAGCUAUAUGAUAAGGUAAAAGAUAUUCUAGUUGAGGAUUGCAAGCAGGAAAAACAAUCAACCAGGGGAGUUAGUAUUGUUCUUGAAUUGAAAAAGAAAGAAUCCCACCUCAGCUAAAUGUAUCAUCAUUCAGGAAACAUUGAAGAAAACAAUGUAGCAAAAGAAUCAAGGUGAUGAACAUAUGUAAAGAGUAUUAUUAUUAAUUAAUUUGCUAAGGAAUCGAGAAGAAAUGUCUGCUUAGCUAGUUUAUAUUUUAUAUCAGUCACAGUUAUGAUUAUUAAAUUGUCUUUGCAGUGGUGUUACUACUGGAAAUCCUUAUGAAGGUGCAUUACCUUCCUUUCCCGAUAUGAUUUCGGAUUUUCCAUUAUAUCAGAAAAGGGUAAUGCAAUGCCUAACCAUUUUGAUUACAGAUGUAAUAAUCCGUUCAUUUUCUAGUAGCAAUGAAGAAAAAAAAUGCUAGAAUGACAUUAUCUUAGACCCCUUUAGGAACUAUGCUAGAUUAUGGUAAAGAACUUAAGAUUUUAUAACUAAUUUCAAUAAAAAGAUUCAUUAUUAGCAAGUUGAUUUGUUCGCUUAUAUAUACUCUUGUAUACAUGGAACUACACUCCAUGAAAAGAAGAUCAAGACUAGUGCAGACAGAGGAACCCUUCACUUUUGAGCCAUGAGGUUGAGUUUGGAGAAAAGAGCCUUUGGACCACUUUGAUAUGGCCUACUACCAGUUUCUUUAUGUUGCAGGUGCCCGAAACAAAUUGGAAGUGCCCUUAUGAUACUCAAUUGCAUUUGAUUUGUGUAUCUAUCUUCGGUCAACCAAGAUUUUUUUUUUUAUAUAUAAUUGGGGGAGGGGGGAUUCGAACCUGCUCUUUAGACAGGGGGAUAAUGCAUCAACCAAUGAGUCAAAUACUCGGGUGCCAGUCAACCAAGAUUGGUCAUGACAUAAGUUCCUGGUUUAAAGAGCCUUAGACUCUCUAUGUAUGCUGAUAUGUGGCUGCUUUCAAGUAGAAAGAAUGGCCAUUUCUUUGACUGGAAGAAAGAGUGCCAUUAUGGAGGUUUGGUUUCUGAUUUUCAGAAUGGAUGGAUGGUGCCUGUUUCCAUGAUCACUAUGUUGGUUUUCAAGGUGCUUGAUGAAUGUUUCAUGUGUUCCGACAGUGUUUUUGCUGCUGAUUUUGUUGCUAUUAUUGCUGCUGGGUGUUCUUGGAGUCUGAUUUUUAUGUUUGGUUGUGUGUUCCAAGCCCUUUCUGGUCUUGCCCUUUCCUCCUGUUCUGUCAAUGUUCAAGUCUAAUUCUCUAUGGCAAUGCGGCAAUGUCUAAGGUUCUUAGUGCUGUUUAAAGCUUCGUACGUCUAUAUUAUUGCUGUUGCUGGGUUGUUCCAAGCUUUCUUUUGCUUGUUCGUGGAGUUGGUACAUUGUUGCUUGUUCUUCAAUGUGGUUGUGGUGCAGGCAGUUUCUGGUACUUGUGUGUGAGCUUGGAGGUCAUCUUUUUGUUGUUGCAGUUUGAGUGGUUGGUCUGCUGCUGUUGUAGCUUCUCGAUUCUUGGUAUGGGAAUGGCUCGACACCUAGAAUUGGUCUUGACUUAAGUCUUUGGUGUGUUCUUGCUUUGUUUUUUCUGGGAUUUUUUUGUUGCACUUGAAGCCUGGUAACUGCGUGAUUUUGAGUGUUAAGGCUGCCGCUGGUCAUUUUGUUUUUGUACAGAAUAUUGUAACUUGGUUGUGCUGGGAUGAGUCUAUUUGACUCCUUGUCCCCUUUGUUUCCAAUGGGAGUCUUUGUAAUGUUUUAGGAGGUUGAUCCCAUUAGCAACCUGGGAUUUAUUGCUCUGGGUUCUUUUUUCUUUCACAGGUAACAGCUUUUAUAGGGGUUUCUUGUCCCCUGUUUUGUGUUACUUGCUCACUACCGCAAGGCUGGUAGUUUUGUAAAGGAAUUUAUAAUAAUGAAAUCCUUCAACUAUUUCAACAUU
Messenger RNA from Theobroma cacao (cacao), 2994 nucleotides. The record is from RefSeq and is a predicted model, not a curated record. Lineage: Eukaryota; Viridiplantae; Streptophyta; Magnoliopsida; Malvales; Malvaceae.